UUCCCACAGCUGAUUUUGUGCUGCCGACGACGACGACAACGAUGUUGCCGUGCUUGUUGUGUACUGAUAGCCGGUAUUAGCUGAUAAAAGGCGCGUGUGAUCACUUUGGGUGCAUCCUACAACGGUAACCGAUAUGUCAAACACGUUUCGACACGUUUACGCAAUCGGCUUUUGUGACUGUGAUCUUGCUAUUUUGGGCUCAUGUUUGUUUACCUAUAGUUUUACGCUGGAUGGAGAAGCGAAAACAUUCUGGCUGGAUAUACCUUUUCAAACGUUUUGUUUUUUUAAAGAUAAAUAUUUAGUUUAGUGUACAUUAAACAAGAAAAGUGUACUGCGAUAAGAAAGUUAAAUAGAACCGGUGAAAUUUUGACUACACAAUUGAAGAUAAGUGAAUCAACUGAUAUCGUCGUGAUUCCAUAUUGCAAGUUGUACAUAUUUUCACAUCACCAGACCAGACGAUGUCGAUAGCUAUCAUACUGUUCUACGUAUUCGUUACCGCGUGUAUGCUGCUUUCCUACAAUCCCAAACCUCGUAAGAUACUAGAAGCAAUCAAAGGUUUCCUGGUGCAUCUCGGUCACACAAAUGAAAAGCCACGAACUCCAAGACCGGACCAAGUGGGAAGAGUGUGGGACAUUCCGGGACCUAAACGGCUUCCGCUGAUCGGUACCAAAUGGACCUACAUGACCGGUCGUUAUAAACUCAACAAACAACAUGAGGCGUUUGCUGAUCUGAACCGACGAUAUGGGAAAAUUGUGCUAGAACAGGAUCAGGUUCCUGUAGUUCAUCUGUUUGACCGAGAGGAUAUGGAGAAGGUGCUAAGGUUUCCUAGUAAAUAUCCGUUUCGUCCACCGACAGAGAUCAUUGCAGCUUAUCGCCAAAGCCGACCGGAUCGUUUUGCCAGCGUGGGGAUCGUUAAUUUGCAAGGGCCACAAUGGCAUGAUCACCGAGUGAAGCUUACUUCUGCCAUAAUGUCAAGAAAAAUACUACAAGCAUUCCUUCCAACGAUGAACCAAAUCUGUGAUGAGUUUGUGGAACUGAUUCGCAACAAACGCGAUGCCAAUGGUGAUAUCAGGGAUUUCCAGGAUUAUACGAAUACCUUUGCGUUGGAAUUCAUAUGCUGUUUUGUCCUGGGUCGUCGGAUGGGCUUCCUGGCCAACGAUAAUCAAAUCAACGAGAAAUUUUUGAAACUGGCAACGGCUGUUAAAUCGAACUUCGUAUACAUAAGCCGCAGCUAUUACGAACUGAAGCUAUGGAAGUACUUCCCAACAAAGCUGUACAGGGACUACGUGCGAGGAGAGGAAACAAUUUAUGAUAUCAUAGCCGAGAUUGUUUCCGAAACCUUGGAACAGCAAGAGAAUCUCAACUGCUCGGAUGAUGAUGUUCGUGGAAUAUUCUUCAGUAUCCUUCAAACAGAGAGUCUGGAUAAGCGAGAGAAGAUUACAGGAAUCAUUGAUCUAAUUCACGCUAGUAUUGCAACUGUUUCCAACACGUUAUGCUUCCUGCUAUACAACCUUAGUCAUCAGCCUGAAAUGCAACGAAAAAUAGCUGACGAAUUUCCCAAAAGCCCGGAAAUCAUUACAAGUAAUGAUUUGUACAGUGCGUCAUUCACAAAAGCCUGUAUCAAGGAAUCCUACAGAAUAUCACCUACCACACCGUGCUUGGCUCGGAUUCUGGAACAAGAAUUUGUGUUGUCAGGAUAUCGUCUGGAUGCUGGGGUAGUGGUCCUGUGCCAUACACAAAUCGCGUGCCAAAGUGAAGACAACUUCAAGCAAGCCCAUCGAUUCCAACCGGAGCGGUGGCUUGAACAGACGGACGAGAAUCAGAACGUUUACAAACUAGAAGAACCAGGUGCUUCUUUGGUGCUUCCAUUCGGCAUCGGACGAAGGAUGUGUCCGGGAAGCAAGAUCGUUGAUAUCGAGCUGACCAUCGUGAUAGCAAAGAUACUCCAACAUUUCGAAAUUGAAUACCGCAGUGACCUCGAUACGCAGUUUCAGUUCAUGCUUGCACCGAAAACUCCAAUUAGGAUAAGUUUCAAAGAUCGCAACAACUGAGAUUCCAAAACGACUGAUAUUUUAUACAUUUGUUUCCUCCUAAUCUAUAUUUUGUUAACUAUUGUGAUUAUAACUACUGCAAUUGACUACUGAUUAAUACCUAAUCUGGCAAAAAAGAAGGGUACAAACAUUGAAAAUCAUAUUGAUUCAUUCUGAUGCAGCAGAUUGUUGAUCUGUGUACUAUGAACUGGUGAAAUUAAUUUUAAACAUUCACAAAAUAGCAAGUACGUAAUGUAAGCAGUGACUGUAGCAAACGAUGAUAUUUUGAUAUUAGGAUAAUUUAUUGCAUUUGUACAUAACUGAUGCUAUUUUUCUUAUUUCUUAAGAAUAAAUUGACAUGU
This is a messenger RNA of Uranotaenia lowii, 2392 nucleotides long. RefSeq names its product ecdysone 20-monooxygenase (gene shd). The record is from RefSeq and is a predicted model, not a curated record. Gene Ontology annotation, molecular function: iron ion binding; oxidoreductase activity, acting on paired donors, with incorporation or reduction of molecular oxygen; monooxygenase activity. Bases 459 to 2051 code for a protein of 530 amino acids. Lineage: Eukaryota; Metazoa; Arthropoda; Insecta; Diptera; Culicidae. The transcript is spliced from 8 exons.